Molecule: messenger RNA, 1998 nt
Organism: Hevea brasiliensis (rubber tree)
Lineage: Eukaryota; Viridiplantae; Streptophyta; Magnoliopsida; Malpighiales; Euphorbiaceae
Product: zinc finger CCCH domain-containing protein ZFN-like
Exons: 7
Coding region: 387-1715 (442 amino acids)
Molecular function (GO): metal ion binding; mRNA binding
Source: RefSeq, a predicted model, not a curated record
AAGAGAUGACUCAAAGAGGAGGCUGUCUGGUUUGGAUGGUUGGUUUUUAUUCUCUCCUCUUCUUCUCUCUCAAAUUCUGUGGAGAGGAGUAGACAACGCCCUUUUCUCUCUCUCUCUGCUAACAAAAAGGAGAAAAAAAGGAAAGGAAAAUAAUCUUUCCCACAGCUUUCUCUCUCUAAAGCGCUGAAAUUGAAAUCACACUCUCUCCUUCUCUCUCCUUCCAUCUAAAACAAAGCUCCUUGGUUCGUGGAUUGGUUAUUUUCAGUUUCUGGAGAGGGGUGACAGCUUUCUCUGGGAGAAGGGGGAUUGGGGAAUGGGGAUUGCGGCGGGGAGUGGUAGAGUCACAGCUUGUUGAUGGAGGACGAUCAUAACAGCUCUUCUUAUCAAUGGAUUUUGAUGCCGGAAUUACGAUGUCCCGUACUGGUCCUCCGCCUGUGACUGAGGGACCCUCUCUGUCACCGUCCUUGAACGAAGAUGCAAUGUGGCAAAUGAACUUGAGAACAAAUGAAACAAUGGAAUCUGGGCCCUAUCCUGAGCGUCCUGGAGAGCCUGAUUGUUCUUAUUACAUCAGAACAGGGCUUUGUAGAUUUGGGGCUACAUGCCGAUUUAAUCAUCCUCCUAACAGAAAGCUGGCUAUAGCCGCUGCGAGGAUGAAGGGGGAAUUUCCAGAAAGGAUAGGACAACCUGAAUGCCAGUACUACCUAAAGACAGGAACUUGCAAGUUUGGAGCCACAUGCAAGUUUCAUCAUCCUAAAGAAAAGGCUGGGAUUGCUGGCAGAGUAUCCUUAAAUAUUUUGGGGUAUCCACUUCGACCGAAUGAGAUUGAGUGUGCUUACUACUUGAGAACUGGACAAUGCAAGUUUGGUAGCACUUGCAAAUUCCACCAUCCUCAGCCAGCUAAUGUGAUGGUUCCAUUGCGUGGUUCCCCUGUUUAUCCUACUGUCCAGUCUCCAACUACUCCAGGUCAGCAAUCCUACCCAGGAGGACUUACAAACUGGUCAAGAGCGUCUUUCAUUACCAGCCCACGUUGGCAAGCUCCUUCAAGUUAUACACCUCUAAUUUUACCUCAAGGAGUAGUAUCUGUUCCAGGCUGGAAUGCGUACAGCGGUCAGCUGGGAUCAGUUUCUUCUCCAGAGGGUCAGCAGCAAACAGGAAACAGUCAGAUAUAUGGAACCUCACGCCAGAGUGAAUCAAUGAAUGCAGGAUCUCAAGGGACACUUUCUCCAUUCCGUUCUGGCUCUGUCCCAGUAGGAUUUUAUACAUUGCAAAGGGAGAAUGUUUUUCCUGAGAGACCUGGCCAACCUGAAUGUCAGUUUUACAUGAAGACCGGGGACUGUAAGUUUGGUCCAGUUUGUAGGUUCCAUCACCCAAGAGAAAGGCUAAUUCCUCCUCCAGACUGUGUGUUGAGUCCCUUAGGCCUCCCUUUGCGCCCGGGAGAACCUUUAUGCAUCUUCUAUUCGCGUUAUGGUGUCUGCAAGUUUGGUCCGAGUUGCAAGUUUGACCACCCUAUGGGAAUUUUCACAUACAACUUCUCUGCAUCAUCCUCAGCUGAUGCCCCAGUUCGACGUUUUCUAGGGACAUCAUCAGGAUCUGCUGCUUUAACUUUAUCACCAGAAGGGCUUGUUGAAGCGGGUUCAACAAAGCCCAGGCGACUCUCACUGUCAGAGCCUAGACAGAUGCCUUCUGGUGAUGAUAAUAUUGACACAGAAGGAUAAUGCUGCCUCAAGAUUUACUAUUUACAAUCUUUUGGUCGAUAAACAAGUGUUCUCUGUAAACUCAUUUCCCGUUUCAGGAGAUGUACAGAGUUCAUGCCAAGUUGAAAAUGCAAUUCAGUUGACAGACUUUUCUCCUCUGAAUUUCUUGCUGCAUUGUAUAAUCUGCAAAUAUUGUCACAUUUGGUAAAACCUGUGUGAACAUUUCACCUGUCUCAAGGCCCUUUUCUCUGAUUUUGUGUUCAAAUUUUCUUCCAGUUUGUUGUAUAAAGCUAUUCUUUUGCAA